GAAGAAGGAGACAAGUCCAAAGAGGAAGAAAGGACUGAGGGAGGAGAGGAGAGUCUGUCAGUCUCAGGAUGGGUUAUGACCUGGAGAGGUUUGUGGGGUACGUGAACGAGGGACUUCUGUGCUGUGUGUGUCGGGAUGUGUUGGAGCGCCCCCUCCAGGCCCCUUGUGAACAUGCCUACUGCGCUGCCUGCAUCAGCUCCUGGCUCAUACACCACCACUCCUGCCCUGAGGACAGACUUCCACUGGACAUCAGCACUCUGAGACCACUACACAGGUACAUGCGUAAUGACCUGUCUAGGCUCCAGAUCCGUUGUGUUAACUCUGGCCAGGGCUGUGAUGCUGUCUGCUGCCUGGAGACACUUCACACACACGAGGAUGAGUGUCCAUUCGCCCUCAUGCCCUGCUCCUACACAGGUUGUCCGGUGCAGGUGGAGAGGAGGGGUCUAGCGUCUCACUUGUCGGAGUGUGAGUUCCGCAGCAGGGCGUGUCCUAGUGGCUGUGGCCAUACCCUUCUCUCUGUAGACCAAUCACAGCACAACUGUGUUGCGGAGCUACGAACAGAAUUGGAGCUGCUCAGGGCAGAGAUGUUGGGUAAGGUGGAGGAGGUGAGGCGUGAGAUGGAGUCGAGGCUGGACUCUCAGAGGAGACACAUGGUGCAGAAAGAGUCUCUGCUGAAGAGCGAGGUGGAGGACCUCAAGGGCCAGCUGUCGAGGGUGGUGUGUGAUGUGCGGGCUCUCUUGGGUGCGGAGCGCCUGCGGAGACGGGAGCUGGCAGAAGCGGAGCUAGAGAAGAGGGAGCUACUGGAGAUGCUCCGGAGCCUGCAGCCAUGCAGGGGCCAGCGGAACAGAGACGAGCCAAUCAGGGGACUGCAUCAAGACGGGCCAAUUAGGAGCCAGCAUCAAGUAGAACACCCAACCAGGGGCCUGCUGAGGGAGGGGCCAACACAUGCCUCUACCCAAUCACUGCCCUCGGCCUCGCCCACUCCAGCCUUAUUCCCGCCUACCUCCCCACAGCCAGGGGAGGGGUCACAUAAGGCCGGCCCCCACAGCAUCACCCUCGACUGCAUCAAGAGGAGCAGAGAGGUCACCGUCAUCUGAGGGAGAUUGCACAGGAUUUAGGGGCCAUUCCUAAUGUUACUUUUGGGCACUGGGUAAUGUGCAUUAGGAACAAAUUAGAGAAAAUGCUUUGACUUCCAUAUCCUCAAUUCCUUCUUAAUUUAACCGUCUGAAAACAUUUUGUCCGACGUGGCGUCUCCUGAACGCACCCUUGAUGAUUGGCAGAUACCUGUGACAUUGCUUAAACUCAGAGGAAACCAACCUGCUGAGAUCCUAAAUAAAGUCUGAUGAACCACCUCUGAUCUCUGGUC
Messenger RNA from Coregonus clupeaformis (lake whitefish), 1366 nucleotides. Its product is annotated as RING finger protein 151-like. The transcript has 6 exons. The record is from RefSeq and is a predicted model, not a curated record. NCBI's taxonomy places the organism in Eukaryota, Metazoa, Chordata, Actinopteri, Salmoniformes, Salmonidae. Gene Ontology annotation, molecular function: zinc ion binding. The coding region runs from base 69 to 1097 and encodes 342 amino acids.